This is a messenger RNA of Globicephala melas (long-finned pilot whale), 4322 nucleotides long. It is a transcript of the gene DGKZ, whose product is annotated as diacylglycerol kinase zeta. Gene Ontology annotation, biological process: intracellular signal transduction; diacylglycerol metabolic process; regulation of synaptic transmission, glutamatergic. The record is from RefSeq and is a predicted model, not a curated record. Gene Ontology annotation, molecular function: protein binding; ATP-dependent diacylglycerol kinase activity. Lineage: Eukaryota; Metazoa; Chordata; Mammalia; Artiodactyla; Delphinidae. Gene Ontology annotation, cellular component: nucleus.
UGGGGAGCUGGCAGCCCCUCCUACCCAGCACUCCUGGGGCCGCACAGGGAACAGUGAUGAGUGCAGGCUCCCUGCUGGAUCCUCUGGCACCCCCAGGCACCCCGUUUAUGGAGCUCAGAGGCCACAGACGCCCCCCCAAUGCCUCCCAAGUGUCCCUUCUCUGCUCAAAGGGCAGCGGCUGUGACGGGGCUCCCGGGCACAGGGUACGCCGUGGCCUGGCCCAGCUCCUCAUGCCCCCGGUCUCCACCCGACAGCCACCCGCCUGCCCCUGCCAUGGAGACCUUCUUUAGGAGACACUUCCAGCGGAAGGCGCCAGGCCCUGGAGAGGGGCAGAGGCGGCCCGGCGGCGUGGGGCUGCCCACAGGCAAGGCCCGGCGCCGCUCGCCUGCAGGGCAGGCCUCCUCCUCGCUGGUCCAGCGGCGCCGCUCCAGCGCACAGCUCCAGGGCUGCCUCCUGGGCUGUGGGGUGGGGGCCCCGCGCUCCAGCCGCCGGCGCUCCAGCACCGCGCCCCCCGCCUGCAACCCCCGCUUCACCGUGGAUGAGGUGCCUGCCCUGCAGCCUGCCACUGUUGGGGCCCUGCGUCUGGGCGCACCCCUGCUCUUGGCCGGGCUCUUGGGCAUGGAUGAGGAGGAGGGGGUCCAGGAGGAGGAUGUGACAGUUGCGUCGUUGGCGGCCACCCAGCCAGGCACCAAGAGACCGGGGCCAUCCCCGCAUCGGGGAGCCCUGCCCGUGCUGCCCAUUCCCCGCUGGCGCCGGCGCCGGGCCUCCUCCCACCUGCUGCCCGCUGACGUGGUGAAAGACCGCGCCCUCUGGGGCCUGCACGGUUACUACCGGCCCCUCAGCCCGCAGCGGCCCUCAGGCCAGCACCUCAGCCUGGGGGGCCGAAGAGCCUCGGGCACUGCAGCUGGCCCCAGGAUGCCUGCCUGCGUGCGCCCGCUGUCCCGCAGACGCCAGGUAGCCCUGCGGCGCAAGUCAGCCGGACCCCAGACCUGGAGUGCCCUGCUUGCGAAAGCCAUCACCAAGUCAGGCCUCCAGCACCUGGCACCCCCUCCUCCAGCUCCCGGGGCCCCGCGCAGUGAGCCUGAGCGGCAGAUCCGGAGCACUGUGGACUGGAGCGAGUCAGCGACGUAUGGGGAGCACAUCUGGUUUGAUACCAACGUGUCCGGGGACUUCUGCUAUGUUGGAGAGCAGUACUGUGUAGCCAAGAUGCUGCAGAAAUCAGUGUCCCGGAGGAAGUGUGCAGCGUGCAAGAUUGUGGUGCACACCCCCUGCAUUGAACAGCUAGAGAAGAUAAAUUUCCGCUGCAAGCCAUCCUUCCGUGAAUCAGGCUCCAGGAACGUCCGUGAGCCAACCUUUGUGCGGCACCACUGGGUACACAGGCGACGCCAGGAUGGCAAGUGUCGGCACUGUGGGAAGGGCUUCCAGCAGAAGUUCACCUUCCACAGCAAGGAGAUCGUGGCCAUCAGCUGCUCCUGGUGCAAGCAAGCCUACCACAGCAAGGUGUCCUGCUUCAUGCUGCAGCAGAUCGAGGAGCCGUGCUCCCUGGGGGUCCACGCCGCCGUGGUCAUCCCACCCACCUGGAUCCUCCGUGCCCGCAGGCCCCAGAAUACCCUCAAGGCAAGCAAGAAGAAAAAGAGGGCAUCCUUCAAGAGGAAAUCUAGCAAGAAAGGGCCUGAGGAGGGCCGCUGGAGACCCUUCAUCAUCAGGCCCACCCCGUCCCCCCUCAUGAAGCCCCUGCUGGUGUUCGUGAACCCCAAGAGUGGGGGCAACCAGGGCGCCAAGAUCAUCCAGUCCUUCCUCUGGUAUCUCAAUCCCCGGCAAGUCUUUGACCUGAGCCAGGGAGGGCCCAAGGAGGCGCUGGAGAUGUACCGCCGGGUGCACAACCUGCGGAUCCUGGCCUGUGGGGGCGAUGGCACGGUCGGCUGGAUCCUCUCCACCCUGGACCAGCUGCGCUUAAAACCACCGCCACCCGUCGCCAUCCUGCCCCUGGGCACCGGCAACGACUUGGCCCGCACCCUCAACUGGGGUGGGGGCUACACCGAUGAGCCCGUGUCCAAGAUCCUCUCCCACGUAGAGGAGGGCAACGUGGUGCAGCUGGACCGCUGGGACCUCCGUGCUGAGCCCAACCCCGAGGCGGGGCCUGAGGAGCGAGAUGAGGGGGCCACCGACCGGCUGCCGCUGGAUGUCUUCAACAACUACUUCAGCCUGGGCUUUGAUGCCCACGUCACCCUGGAGUUUCACGAGUCCCGAGAGGCCAACCCAGAGAAAUUCAACAGCCGCUUUCGGAAUAAGAUGUUCUACGCCGGGACAGCCUUCUCCGACUUCCUGAUGGGCAGCUCCAAGGACUUGGCCAAGCACAUCCGCGUGGUGUGUGACGGGACUGACCUGACCCCCAAGAUUCAGGACCUGAAACCCCAGUGCAUUGUUUUCCUGAACAUCCCCAGGUACUGUGCGGGCACCAUGCCCUGGGGCCACCCUGGGGAGCACCAUGACUUUGAGCCCCAGCGGCAUGAUGAUGGCUACCUCGAGGUUAUUGGCUUUACCAUGACAUCCCUGGCAGCACUGCAGGUGGGCGGGCACGGCGAGCGGCUGACACAGUGCCGAGAGGUGCUGCUCACCACGUCUAAGGCCAUCCCAGUGCAGGUGGAUGGUGAGCCCUGCAAGCUCGCAGCCUCAUGCAUCCGCAUCUCCCUGCGCAACCAGGCCACCAUGGUGCAGAAGGCCAAGCGGCGGAGCGCCGCCCCCCUGCACAGCGACCAGCAGCCAGUGCCGGAGCAGCUGCGGAUCCAGGUGAGCAGGGUCAGCAUGCACGACUACGAGGCCUUGCACUAUGACAAGGAGCAGCUCAAAGAGGCCUCUGUGCCGUUGGGCACCGUGGUGGUCCCGGGAGACAGCGACCUGGAGCUGUGCCGCGCCCACAUCGAGAGGCUCAGGCAGGAGCCCGAAGGUGCUGGAGCCAAGUCUCCGACGUGCCAGAAACUCUCCCCCAAGUGGUGCUUCCUGGAUGCCACCACUGCUAGCCGCUUCUACAGAAUCGACAGGGCCCAGGAACACCUCAACUACGUGACCGAGAUCGCACAGGAUGAGAUUUAUAUCCUGGACCCUGAGCUGCUGGGGGCGUCUGCCCGACCCGACCUCCCAACCCCCUCUUCCCCUCUCCCCACCUCGCCCUGCUCACCCAGGCCCCGGUCACUGCCGGGGGAUGCUGCACCCCCUACAGGUGAAGAGCUGAUCGAGGCUGCCAAGAGGAACGAUUUCUGUAAGCUCCAGGAGCUGCACCGAGCCGGGGGUGACCUCAUGCACCGGGACGAGCGGGGCCGCACGCUCCUGCACCACGCUGUCAGCACUGGCAGCAAGGAGGUGGUCCGCUACCUGCUGGACCAUGCCCCCACAGAGAUCCUUGAUGCUGUGGAGGAAAACGGGGAGACCUGUCUGCACCAGGCCGCAGCCCUGGGCCAGCGUACCAUCUGCCACUACAUCGUGGAGGCCGGGGCCUCUCUCAUGAAGACAGACCAGCAGGGCGACACUCCCCGGCAGCGGGCUGAGAGGGCUCAGGACACGGAACUGGCCGCGUACCUAGAGAACCGGCAGCACUACCAGAUGAUCCAGCGGGAGGACCAGGAGACGGCUGUGUGAGGCCGCUGCACAGCAGGGCGACGGGCCACCAGAGGACCAGCCCCUCCUCGCCCACCUCACUGCCACAUUCCAGGCGGAGGGCCACAGAGGGACCCGGGACCCAGGACCCAGGGAAGGAGCCCUGUGCUGCUCCCUGUGGAGCUGCCCAGACCUAGGGCUGGACUCUGAGGAGCUGGGGGCCAGGGGCUGGGGUGGGGUCUCACCCGGCCCCCUGAGGCCACAGCCUAACCCAGAGGCUCACAGGGGACCAGGAGACUGGACUGGGCUGGGCAGACCAUUGGGGGGGCUGGGGGGGCCCUCACCUUCCCUGCAGUGGGUGCCCUGGAGUUGAGGGCCCACAGCCCGGAGGGCAGAGGGCCUUGAGGCCCUGUGAGGGAGCCCCCAGGAAGACGCUUCCUAAGCCUCCGGGUCCUUGAGGACCCUCACUCUGAGGCUCCUGGGAGCUUGGGCCCCUCUCCCGCCCUGACACCACCCCCCCACCCCUGCCCCCAGGGCUUCUUCCCGAAUACACGGAGCCUGCUGCAUCUGCCUGCCCGCUGCCCUGCUUAGCACCUACCCGGUGACCCUCCUCCCAAACCCAGUCAUUUCACCUCCGACUGUGUGGCCUGGGGGGUGGGGGUGGGGGCUUUCACGGUGACAUGUUUACAGCUGGGUGUGACUCAGUAAAGUGGAUUUUUUUUCCUUUC